AAGAUCGACGUUUAAGAAUUUUCAAAAAUUUUUAGUGAUUUAUCGAAUGUGUGUCAAACAGCCAUAUGGAAAGCGAGAAAGAAGCAUAUUUGAACUUUUCGCUUACUGGUGAAACCCCCCGAGUGUUUUUUGAUGCUCUAACCUGUUUAUGUAAGAAUUUUGGAAAGACCAAGAAACAAGUUUUAUGGGUGUCACAAGCUGCUCGUGGAGGUUUGAAGUUGGUGGUUGAAGAAGAGUUGAGUUUCCAAGCUUCUAUUCUUGUUCGUCAAAAUGCCUUUGCGACGUUGGAGGUUUCGGAAAAUUUUGAAGGAUUCUGUGUGUUUCUAACCGAUUUCAUAGAUGGGCUAAGUGUUUUGGGCGUCACACAAACCUCACAAAGCUUCAAUAAUAUGUCAACUUCAAGAGCCAAUGUUCUUCGAGUUGUUCAAGUCAUGGAAAAUGAACCGAUUUAUCUAAUCCUGCACGAUCCAGAUUUUGUGACGCAGUGUCGUUUGAAAACAAUCCAAGCUGAGCCUCCUGUUGACUUUUCUUUCUUUGCAUCAUCCGUAGUUUGUUCUGCAAUUUUAGCGUCUGAUUUGCUGCGUGAAGCUCUCCAAGAAAUUGAUGUUGCGGGCACAGAAGCUCUAAAAGUUUCAGUGAAGCGGGAAGGUCCUAUGCCGACCAUAACCCUACAGGGUGUUGGCAGAGAUGGGACAACAGAUACGUACGGAGGCUUUAUUGGGAUAUCCGUAUGUAUCGAAUUUCCAUCUCCAACAGAAUCUUCUUCCGAUGUCUUUGCCGAAUUUCAUGUGUCUGAUGAGUUUGGUGGAGUUGUGUUUCCUAUGCAUUUUAUCCGUCGAUGUGUGCGAGCUUUGGCCUUUUCUGACACUUGUCGACUUCGCGUAAACCAAACUGGUGUUCUUUCUCUUGUCAUUCGUUUCCGAACUGGUUCGAAAACCCCAGAACAAUGGAUUGAAGUUGCUUCGAGUUACUGUUUUCUGGAGUAUUUGAUUCGCUCUUUGGAAGGUUGAUAGUGGAGAAACCGUUUGUUGCACAUUUUUAGUCGGUAUUACAAUAAUAAUGGACUGUUCAUUACAAAACUAAUUAUUUCAUACAUUCACAUGAUUUAUCUAUCAAAGAAUGGUUUUUUAGAACUAGUACUGGUGAACCUGUCUAUAUAUUCGAGUCUGUAAUUCUUCUUGGCUUAAUUGACAAUUGCGAUGAAGAAAUUAUAGAUAUCACCAGCCAUCGAAGGCUAUUCAAUAUUUUAGAAUGAAUAUAGAUAUUCUAUUGAACUUUCAUGAUUCGCUCGCUUGAUAAUUUUUGCAUAUAAUAGAAAUCAGCAGUAGCUAAGUUUAGGUGAAUUGUUUUUUGCCCUUUUCAUUUCAUGGUGUGUCGGGAACAAGUCUCUAGUCACAAAAAGAAUAUCCAGCAGAUACGGAUUGAGGAGACACUG
This is a messenger RNA of Galdieria sulphuraria, 1435 nucleotides long. RefSeq names its product cell cycle checkpoint protein. Gene Ontology annotation, cellular component: checkpoint clamp complex. The transcript has a single exon. The record is from RefSeq and is a predicted model, not a curated record. Gene Ontology annotation, biological process: DNA damage checkpoint signaling; DNA repair. Bases 66 to 1010 code for a protein of 314 amino acids. NCBI's taxonomy places the organism in Eukaryota, Rhodophyta, Bangiophyceae, Galdieriales, Galdieriaceae.